This is a messenger RNA of Plasmodium berghei ANKA, 1098 nucleotides long. RefSeq names its product conserved Plasmodium protein, unknown function. The transcript has a single exon. The record is from RefSeq and is a predicted model, not a curated record. The coding region runs from base 1 to 1098 and encodes 365 amino acids. Lineage: Eukaryota; Apicomplexa; Aconoidasida; Haemosporida; Plasmodiidae.
AUGAAUGCAAUUAAAAAAGAAUUAAAGAAUUUAAUUUUGUGCAGAAAAUGGGUACAUAAUAUAAGAUAUAUAGGAAGCAAUAAAAAUAUAGAACAGUGUUUGGAUGGAAUGAAAGCAAAAGGAAAUAGUGUAAAUAUAUUAAGCCUUGUAAUAAGUAAUAAUAAUUUGUGUUAUUGCUUGUUAAAAAAUAAAAAUAUAAAAAAGAUAGGUCUGAUAAAUAUAAAAAAAGAUAGUUAUUCAUAUGAUUCAAAUUUGUUAAGUUCAAAAAAAGAAAAAAAAAACAAUAGAGAAAAUAAUAAUUUAAAUUAUAAUUAUGACAAAGAAGAAAGCCCUUUAAGUUUUAACAUUAAAGAAAUUUUAACAGUUUUGAAUUUUAUUAAAUUAUAUUCAAACAAACAAGAUGAUUCAAAUAAAGAAUAUGCUCAAAGACAAAAUGAAAUGGAUAUUUCAAACACACAAAACGAACAUAAUAUAUUAAAAAAUGAUAAAUCUGAAAUUCAUCAAAAGGGAAAUAAAAAUGUGGAAGAAAAAAAAUGUGAUAAUGGAAAUCAGACAAGUAAGAAUAACAAUACUGAACAAUGGGUUAUAGGUAUUGAAAAAAUAAAUGAAAAAUAUGAAAAAAAUAAAAUAAAAGAAAAAAUAAUGUCUAUUAUUGUUUAUUUUUUACAAUCUAUUUUUAAAUGUAAAAUAGUUUUUUUAUGUCCAAAAGAAGCCAGAAAAUAUUUUAGCAUAAAAUGUAACCAUAAUUUAAAUAAUCGAGAAGAAACAUAUACAUUUAUAAAAAAUAAAAUAAAAAAUUUUCCAAGUAUAGAAAAUAAUAAUAAUAGUAAUAUAAAUUUUUUAUUUAGUGAUGCAUAUGUUAUAUCAUUUUACACAUAUAGAUAUUAUAUGCAUGAUAUUAUAAAAAAUAAUAGACUAAUUUUUAAUUAUUUAGAAAAAGAAGUUAAAAGAAAUAAAAGCUUCAAUCAUAUUUUGCAAACAUUAAAAAGAACUCAAAAUGAACAAAAUAAAAUGGAUUUAACUGAUUUGCUAAAAAACAAAAUUAAUAGAAUAGUUGAAAAUGAGGCAUACAAGCUUGUUGACAAAUAUUUCAUCUAG